Messenger RNA from Andrographis paniculata, 952 nucleotides. Its product is annotated as ras-related protein YPT3-like. The record is from RefSeq and is a predicted model, not a curated record. The transcript is spliced from 2 exons. Gene Ontology annotation, molecular function: GTPase activity; GTP binding. NCBI's taxonomy places the organism in Eukaryota, Viridiplantae, Streptophyta, Magnoliopsida, Lamiales, Acanthaceae. The coding region runs from base 116 to 769 and encodes 217 amino acids. Gene Ontology annotation, cellular component: endosome.
UUUCAGCCUUGACAAGAAUCUAGCUAAAGCCAUUUUCUCCGACAAGAGUCCCCCUGGUCCUGACUCACAUCAGUCUCGGGAAUCGAAUUCCUUCCCUUAAAACUCGUCCGAGAGAAUGGCUGGGUACAAGGCAGACGAGGAGUAUGAUUAUCUGUUCAAGCUUGUGCUGAUUGGGGAUUCAGGUGUCGGGAAAUCCAACCUCUUAUCCAGGUUCACCAAGAACGAGUUCAAUCUCGAGUCCAAGUCCACUAUAGGUGUUGAAUUUGCCACCCGGAGCCUCAACGUAGAUGGAAAGGUUAUCAAAGCUCAGAUUUGGGACACUGCGGGUCAAGAAAGGUACCGAGCCAUUACCAGUGCUUACUACCGAGGAGCAGUUGGUGCACUUCUAGUUUAUGAUGUCACGCGACGUGCUACUUUUGAGAAUAUUCUUAGAUGGCUAAGAGAGUUGAGAGAUCAUACUGAUCCAAACAUUGUAGUGAUGCUCAUCGGCAACAAAUCUGAUCUUCGACAUCUCGUGGCCGUCAGCACUGAGGAUGGUAAAGAGCUAGCCGAGCGGGAGUCACUCUACUUCAUGGAGACUUCUGCUUUGGAAUCAACCAACGUCGAAAAUGCAUUCACCCAAGUCCUUAAUCAGAUUCACCAUAUUGUAAGCAGAAAGGCUGUCGAGGCUGGCAAUGAGAUGACCUCCUCCAUUCCGUCGCAGGGGAAAACCAUUAACAUCAAAGAAAAUUCAUCUGUUUGGAAGAAACUUGGGUGCUGUUCGAGUUAAAACGUCGCUGGAAAGAAUUUUGGGUAAUUCAUACUUAACUAUUCUGAUCUCUUCGACAAUAUUUAUUCGCCUCCCGGCAUUUGAUUUUCUCCGGUCAGUGUGUAACGUCGAAUCCUUGGAAUUAAUUCAGGAAAGAAUUUGAGUACUACAAGGUGAAUGUGAAGGCUAUGGACAUUAAGCUUA